This is a messenger RNA of Asterias rubens (European starfish), 2208 nucleotides long. RefSeq names its product tripartite motif-containing protein 35-like. Gene Ontology annotation, molecular function: zinc ion binding; ubiquitin-protein transferase activity. The record is from RefSeq and is a predicted model, not a curated record. Gene Ontology annotation, cellular component: chromatin; nucleoplasm. Lineage: Eukaryota; Metazoa; Echinodermata; Asteroidea; Forcipulatida; Asteriidae. Bases 377 to 2056 code for a protein of 559 amino acids. The transcript has 3 exons. Gene Ontology annotation, biological process: positive regulation of DNA-templated transcription.
ACCUAGCAAGACUUUUAUAGCGAUCAAAUUGUUAUUAUUUAAAGCAUUUCCUUAUUUGUGCAAAGUAAAAGUACAUGGCAUUGUACAAGGUAUAGAAAACUCCAACUGUGUGGAAUUAUUUAUUCAAUACACAUCUGGUACUUUCCACGUCACGCACCGGUGCUUCUUUUUCAUAAAACCAGACGAGAGCUUACAGUACAUUGGAGCUACAUGGUAUUUGCAAGCCCCAGGCACCAUUUCUCUCAGAAACGCCCCAAGUUUUUAGUGAUCCAGUAGGCUGCGAUCAUUUCCUCAUCAACUUGGCUGAUUGCAUACUGGGCUGUGAACUGUACCCGCCUGACUAUCAACAGGCAACGAUUUUGACAACGAGACAAGUAUGGCUUCAGCUGAUCUGGUGAAGAAAAUGACCGAGAGUCAACUCCAAUGCAGCCUAUGCAAAGAAAGAUACAACCAACCAAAAGCGCUUGACUGCACUCACAGCUUCUGUCAGAAGUGCCUGGUGAAGUACUACAAAGAUGCCCAGAAGAUGCCCUGCCCGGAAUGUGAGAAGGAGACGGUACUUCCAGAGGAAGGAGUUCCUGGCCUGAAACCCAACUUAUAUCUUGAGAGUUUCUUAGAAAAGUUCUCAUCACUUCAGAUGACGGAUGAAAGCUCCGCCAUGAAACCUCGAGAAGAUGCUGCAUGCGAGAAGCAUCAAGGGAGUAAGAAACUGUUCUUCUGUGUGCCGUGCGAGAUGCUGAUCUGUCGAGACUGUACUGUCAUCGAUCACCCGAAACCAGACCAUCACUACGUUGACUGCGCAAAAGCUGCUAACGAACGUAGGAAGUCCGCCAAACAGUUCUUCCCAGAAUACGAGAGAGAGAUCGAGGUGUGCCAGCAUUCUUUGCAGGUGGUGUUGAAAGCCAUGAAGGACUUGAAGAACAACGUAGCGACGGCAAUGUCUGAGGUUCACGUUACGGCCGCUGAGAUAAUCGCCAAAGUGAAGGAAGAAGAAGAUUGUAUGAUCACCGCCAUCAAAUCUCAAGAACUUGAUCGCGCAACGAGACUUAUGGAGCAAGAGAAGAAGGUGACAGGGAUGCUGCAGUCGAGACGAUACUCGUUAGAGGUAGCUGAAGAUGCCAUGGAGAACUGCUGCGACUCAACUUUCCUUGAGAUCUAUCCCGAGAUGCCGAUGCUGUUCGGUCAACACGUCCCUCAACUUGACCGCGGUCUUUCCUGCCUGAGCUUUAAGCGGAACCAGACGAGUUUCAAGAUCGUCCUUGGUGAGAUUGACGUGGAGGGAAAGUGGGAGAAGAGUCUGGAGUUUGGCGAGGUGAAAUUUGCUCGAGGGAUUGCUGCACUCUCUGACCAGCUUGCUGUGACGGACCAUAAUCAUGGUGUCCAGUUCUUCAGUCGUGAGGGUCAGCACAAUACAUCAUUGUCUCUAGGAAGCAACAUCCAUGACAUAGCAGCUCUCAAUAACCGCUUGAUCGUUGUCGACAACACCAAGAUCGUAAAAGUAUACAACGGUGACGGUUCUCUGGCCUUCGACUUCACAACAGUGCCAAUCCGAGAGUUGGGCAAGGCAAACUUAGACCUCAAGAGCGUCGCAGUCAAGAAGGACGGCAACAUCAUCGUGGGGGACGUCGAGAGGAAUGUCCUGACAGAGCACAGCCCGACCGACGGCUCUCUGAUUCACACCAUACUGGUCAAGACGGCACCCUUCUUUUUAGCCAGCGAUUGCACCAACAACAGAGUUGUGGUCAGCGGUGGACUCCAACAUGAAGUGGACAUUGUCGACGGAGGUAUCGCGUCUUUGUUUACUCUCCGGCCGACCAUUAACAGCCACCAGGUAAAGUACUGCCGAGGUGUUUGCUGUGAUAGCUCCGGUAUGUAUGUUUUGAUCUGUAACGGCGCCUACGACACCGGGCAUAUCCACCGUUACGACGCCAAAGGUAAAUUUCUGGGCUGUAUUGCUCAGGAUCUGCACAACCCAAGCGGGAUCACGUUCACAUCGGACGGGCAGCAGCUGGCAGUGGCAGACUGUACCUCCAUCAAGAUGUUUCACAAGGUGUAAUGUCGGACUAACUAAAAAUGGACGGUCGACCAACACAAACCACCAUGCCUCUAUGUUUCUCAUUAACAAUCCUACAAAGCCAGGCCUGAUACUUCACGGAGGCGACGAAGGCGAUUGCCUCCAUGCCCCCUGGUUGCAUUGGUGCCCUUAAA